UUUACCCAGCUGCCAACCCUCUCACUUCACAUGCACAAUCCAAUCUCUCCACUUCUUCUCCUCUCUCGGAAAAAGGUUCUUCAACCAGGACCUCAUCUGAAUUCUCUGCCCCACGGGGUGGACCGAGGAACUGUGUGUAUCCCUUCUCCGUAUGCAGAUAAUGGACAUGCUGACAUGUCCUUUUACGCUCUGUCUGUGCCCGAGAACCCGGCCCUGGCACCUCCACUCAGCCCGUCACUAUUCUGGCCCUCGCACAACACCCACACCAUGCCUGCUCUGUCCCUGCAAUGCCCACCUGCACUGCCAUACAGCGAGCCACAGAUUCACACCACCUGGGUCGACACCAAGCCACACACUGCGGGUGGAAACAGCUCUUUUCUGUGUCAGUCGAAGUUGUUUGGGAAGCGGCUGGAAGACGGCGGCAAAGCUGUGAACUCCUCUUCAUCGUCAUCGGGCACAGUGGCCAAAAGCGACAUGCACUUCUGUGUUGUGUGUCACGACUAUGCGUCAGGCUACCACUAUGGCGUCUGGUCCUGUGAGGGUUGCAAGGCUUUCUUCAAAAGGAGCAUUCAAGGACACAAUGACUACAUCUGUCCAGCCACCAACCAAUGCACAAUCGACAAGAACCGCCGCAAGAGCUGCCAAGCUUGCCGUCUACGCAAGUGCUACGAAGUGGGGAUGAUGAAAUGUGGUGCACGGCGUGAGCGGUGUGGUUAUCGAGUCUCCCACCACCGCCGGACCGCCCAAAUCAAAGACGGCUCAGCCAGACUCGUAGGGGUCAGAGGUCAUGACCAGAGACGUCCUCAUGCCCCGCUCCAUCUCUCGCUUUCUCUCCCGGACCCCAGGGUGCCGGGAGAGAGUGGGUUUUCGGGUUUGUCCCCCGAGCAGCUGGUGCACUGCAUCCUGGAGGCGGAACCACCGCAGAUCUUCUUGAGGCAGCAGAUGAAAAAACCAUACACGGAGAGCACUGUGAUGAUGUCACUUACGCAGCUUGCCGACAAGGAGCUCGUCCUCAUGAUCAGCUGGGCCAAGAAGAUCCCAGGUUUCGUGGAACUGACCUUGGCACAUCAGGUGCACCUGUUAGAGUGCUGCUGGUUGGAGGUGCUCAUGCUGGGCCUGAUGUGGAGGUCUAUCGAUCAUCCUGGAAAACUCAUCUUCUCUCCGGACCUCAAACUCAACAGGGAGGAGGGGAGCUGUGUUGAGGGGAUUAUGGAGAUCUUUGACAUGCUCCUGGCUGGCUCCUCCAGGUUCAGAGAGCUGAAGCUGCAGAAGGAGGAGUACGUUUGCCUCAAAGCGCUCAUCCUGCUCAACUCCAACAUGACGUCCUUGGAGUGUGAGAAGGAGGUGGAGAGCAGGACGAAGUUGCUGCGGCUACUUGAUGCCGUGACGGACGCGCUGGUGUGGGCCAUUUCACGAACGGGUUUAUCAAUGCAACAGCAGUCCGCUCGCCUCGCUCACCUACUCAUGCUGCUCUCGCAUAUCCGACAUCUUAGUAACAAAGGCAUGGAGCACCUUUCCAGUAUGAAGCGGAAGAAUGUUGUCCUGCUUUAUGACCUGCUGCUGGAGAUGCUCGAUGCCAAUACGACUCACAGCAGGCGCGUGUCCGAUAGCGCAUGCUGUGACAUGGCCACCCGAGAGACCGCGGUGGACCCUGGGGUCAUGACCCCGGUGACUUCGCCCAACACACUUGCGUCCCCUCAGCUCCACAGUCCUGUCGCUCAUCAACUCGCGCAGGUGAACGAGUCACAGUGCAGCCAGGAGUGAGUGCUAUCCCAGUCCGUCUCUCUCACGCGCACGGAUACAGACGUCCCUCUGGCUACCUAAUUCUUUCCCGGUCAAUGUUUAAGUAAUUGAUGUAAAGUUUGUUUGAUCAGCACUAGCUCGAUUAGGUGACCCAGAAUGCAUUGCAGCUUAUUUCACAAUGUGAUGAAAGUUCUUUACAUUUACUGUAUUUUCCAGAUAAGAUUUUUUUGGGGGCAAUUGAAUAAUUAACAUCCCCAGUGUUUACAGUUGGACUGCUACUCUAGCAUGUACGCUAGCUUGCCCAUUUGUUCGUCUUACAGCGCUAAUCUGACAAUCAACACGUACCGUGACAUUGUAAGCGGAAAUUAGCAUUAGUGAAAGAGCAAUAACGUGCGCGCACACAAAAAAAAAAAAAACAUAGGUUUCAGCAGUGAUGUUUGUAAAAUAUACUGGUGACUUAUUACCUGAUAAGGUUGACCAAUAAUAGUAAUACUGAAGACUUUCAUUGAAUAUGCCCAUUUUGAGAAAUUAAGGCCACACCAGUUUAAUUAGUUGGUUCUUGGAUUUUUUCAGGAAAAAUAUGAAGCGAGCGCGCGAAAUAAAAAUAAAAAAAAUGCUCUGAUGGUAAAAUUAGCGGUGGAAAUAGAGGGCUUUCAUAAUAGAGAAACAAAACAAAGACAAUACAUUAUUGUUACACAUUUCAUAUGGCUCUUUUAAUAGCUUAUCUUAUUUCCUCCCAUAUGCAUUAAGGGCUAGCUCUGGCUGCACGUCUUUUAUCAGGCAAACCCGUAAACAGAUAGGCUAAAUAAACGACUGAAUUACAGUCAAUUGAACAUCUACAAUGCACAGAAAAAAAGAUUUGACCAGGAGUAGGCUACUUCUGAUGGCUAAAUACUUCGAAUGAUUUUUUGUUUGCCCCUCACAUCAAUCAAUGAAAUAUAGAAAUCAAACCCACCUCCACAGAGUUGUUGUCCAAGUUGGCACAUCGCAGGGUAACAAGCUCACGGCAUCUUGAGUACAACUGUGCAAAGUUUUCCCCCUCUUGAAUUUCGACACACCUGUCAAAGAUUUUACGCUUCUGUCCGCUGAAUAUCCUAACAAUCACAAACAGGCUUUGCAGGAUUCCCCUCCACAGGCAUGUUUCUUCCACAAGUCUUUAUAUAAAGUGAAAGGGGCGAUUUGAUUGGUUUUCGACGUCAUGUGACCUCAACCUGCAGUCAAUUUAGUGUUUCAUUUUUCAUUUUCUUCAAGCGGGGAUUCCAAGAACCAACUAAUCGAAUUGGUGUGGCCUAAACUAAAAGUAUAGGCAUGUGUAAGGACAUGCACACAUUUUUGUAUGGAAAUAUUUUUAUGUUCCUGUUCAUUGUUAAAACAUUAUGGGAAGGAGAACAGGUAAAAAAAAAAAAAAAAUCAGCCAAAUAAUCCAGUAAUAUACUAAAUGGCGAACAAUUUAAAUGAGUACUCUAACAGUGUCGAUGAAGUAGAUUUAAAAUAAGAGUUUAAUUUUGUGGCGAGUGUUAUGUAGUCUUAUUUGGCAAGUGACAUGAAUGCUUUUUGUCCUUGCAUGAAUAGUGAGGAAAUAAGACACCAGAGUAAUUAAUGAGAACCCCAUGAUUGUCUUCAAGCUCAGGAAACAAUACAGUGAUGAACUUCCUCGAACACAAACUGGACAAAAGCUAAACUCAACUAUACUGCAGCAGUCAUGCAUCGUUGUAGAGUGAAGUAUUUGCGUGCGUCUGGUAGUCCAGAAAAUACAGUAUAAUUCUCCAGUCCAAAUAACUACCCCCCAUGUGUUUUUCAUUUGUACUACUCAUCCCUCCUUCUUCUGUUCUGUGGUGCUACCGUAUGUACGUCUCAACUGAGAGGACUUUUUUUUUUUUAAAAAAGGGCACUAAUACGAGCGGACUCUUUAACUGUUCCUUUCUUGUUUGAGAGGAUCAGGAGUGUGUGACGUGAACCACCGAAUGGAUCUGCCCAAGCGCCUUCACUUUUGAAACCCUGGAAUGUCCUGGACUUUAUACAGACAUUACGACUGAGGUAACGCAUGAUUUUUCCAGGCAUCAUGGUUUCACUCAAUAGAUCACAACAAAGUCUGAAUUCAAAAAAAGGAUUUUUGUAAAAUUUUCAAGCCAAGGUAUGUAAAUCUCAACACCAAAUCUGUAAUGUACAAUUACCUGAUUAUAUCAACUGCCUGCAAAAAACCCCAAACAAACCAUGAACGCAGUGAACAUG
Molecule: messenger RNA, 3975 nt
Organism: Neoarius graeffei (lesser salmon catfish)
Lineage: Eukaryota; Metazoa; Chordata; Actinopteri; Siluriformes; Ariidae
Gene: esr2b
Product: estrogen receptor 2b
Exons: 10
Coding region: 31-1764 (577 amino acids)
Biological process (GO): estrogen receptor signaling pathway; regulation of DNA-templated transcription; cellular response to estradiol stimulus
Cellular component (GO): nucleus
Molecular function (GO): steroid binding; nuclear estrogen receptor activity; sequence-specific DNA binding
Source: RefSeq, a predicted model, not a curated record